Messenger RNA from Xyrichtys novacula (pearly razorfish), 9191 nucleotides. The record is from the annotation of a GenBank genome assembly. NCBI's taxonomy places the organism in Eukaryota, Metazoa, Chordata, Actinopteri, Labriformes, Labridae.
CAAGUGUCGCACUCCGCUUAGCGGCCACCGUCUACAUUACUGCGGCAAAUCUGAUUAUCCACUUAACGGGUAAAUUGGCUUAUUGCCAAUACAGUUAGCCUCGGUUAGUGCUUACACUUUAAAAGAUAUACUGUUAGGUAGAAAUGGGAUAAUUUAGUGAGAGGGCAGACAUUAGACAGGCCUCCCUGCUACAGUGAAACCCUCUUGGAUGCCCGGUGACGUAUCCGCCGCUCCGCCGUCUCUCCUGGAGGUUUUCCGCUUCCUCGGCAGAACAGUUGGCGCAGGCGCGGCACUGACAGCUGCUGUCUACUUACUCCGCAAAGUCUGCUUAAUAAUGGCCUGGAAAUCUGGAGGAGCCAGUCACGCAGAGCUUGUCAACAACCUCCGCAGUAAGUACGGAUUUUUUUCUUCCAUUAUUCAGCGACAGCACCAAUGUAUUCACUGACAGGUCUCCCGUUAAUGGUUCGGUUCAGGCAAGGGGGAGGGCUGGAGCGAGCGGCGGAGCGGUUGCUCGCUAGCUGGUUGCUAAGCUAUAUGUUGUGGUUGACCUAGCGUUACCUCUCUCCACCCCUUUCUCAAAGCAUGUUUACUUCUAGGAUCAGGUGCAUGCUUCAGCUGCUGCAAAAAGCGCACUUCAUUCUUGUGUUUAGACUUAGAUAAUUUAUCCGCUUCAGUUUUGUGUCAGGUACAUUUAGCCUGCUAGCUCUAUGUGCGUCAUUUGGGACGUUGCUAGCUUUAGCAUUGCUGUUAAGAGCCCAGCCCACAUCCAUUGAUGGCUAUCUCUAAACAAUCCUCUUUAGUUGUAGGUGAAUGACAGUGACAGCUGGAUACGUGGGCUGAUUUCUACAGUGCCUUUGUCAGCAGGUGAUUGAAACUCACAUCAGCUGUGUCACAGUGGCGGUUUAUUUUUUGAGUCUAGCGGGUCCCCCUAAAAAGGGCAAUGACUCAGUAUACUACCUCAAUAGACUGCUGUUAUUAGGUGCGAAGUUCACAUUCAACGAUGCAACAUAGUUUAUUCUGAAGUCAAACAGUAGUGCAUUUGAAGGUUAAGCGGGAAACUCCGUAUUUGAAGGCCACUGACGCUGGUCAUGUUUCCAGACUUGGAUGACAUCAAAUGUGAUGAUACCUGCAGACCAGGGUGCAUGUCCACCCUCAGUGUUAAGUAUCUACCAGGGCUAUUUAUAUUCAAUGCAAUGCAAACUGAUCGCUUUGCUUCAGGCUUUUUGUCCAAAGCCGUAGGGUAAAGGGACAGUGAUCAGUCAUGCUCUAUUUGGUUGUAUGGAGAGCACGGUUUGCACAUUGUCCUGCUUUCAUUGCUGCGGGUGUUUGAUUCAGUUGACUGUCAAGCCUUUUGUGCAAUAACCAUAAAACCUUAGUUAUCUGCAUGCACUUCAUGAAAUGCAGGGUAAAUCUUUGUUAACAUAAAGGGUGGGUGAUAUGGCAUAAAAUAACACAGCAUGUUUUUUAUGGCAGAGCCACAAUCUUGACUUUUUGUCAUGCUUAUUCUUGAUUCUACCCAGUAAGACUAAAAUAAUUUAUUUAUUCAGAAAUAUAAUCAUCAAAGGAAAAGAAUAAAAGACCAGUCAAGCCACAGUAUGUUCACAAAGAUCUAAUCUGCGUUUGUAAUUUGAUUAAGUAGUGCCAGGAAUAGUUGAUAAUAAACAAGAAUGUUGUUAAAGUUCAAUCGCUGUCAGACAAUUUUAACUCAAUUCAAAACUUAACAUUGCUUAGAAAAGUUAAACAACAUUUUUCAAGCAUGCAUAUCAGUCUAUUUGGUUCUCCAUGUUUCCGAGGCUGCUUUUAGUAUGUUACAGUUUAAUAAUAAAUGCAUGACACUCUGCAUAAAUUUCAUAUUGCUUCACAUUUCACUCAGGAUGAAUUUAUUUUUUUGAACACAGAAUCAGACUAUCUUUCUUUUUACCGUCUUUGCAGAGCACUGUGUGUAAUCUUACACAAACGCAUAGAGUCUGCAGCUGUGUUUCACACGAUUUAUCUCCAAACUAAGAAUUCACAGGAAACAUUUAUGUAUUUUCAUACUUAGUACAGCUUGGCAGUAGGUUGGAUUUAUUCUGCAUAGUGGAUGUGCCAGUUGUUUAGCCUAUUGUCUGCUUCAGGGCACUCUAUGCACAUUUCAUGAUGUCAACAUCCGCCUGUGUUUGAUUUUGAAACUGCAAUAGAUGACCACAAUUUGUAGUCUUGGACUUGCUCCAAACCUUCACAAGCUAAAGACAUCUUAUGGCGCACCAUUAAUUAUCAUGAAACAAGUAUUUAAUCACAGCCCGUUAGAUCUAGUUAAGCAAUAGCCUCUUUAUAUUUGUGCCAGUUUUGCAAAUAUAGUUCUCUCAAGCCCUAAAGUCAAACCACGAUGUUGAUGUUUAGUAUUCCCACGUCAUUUGUCUGUGAAGUGGUAAUUAAUUUGAUCUGAGCACUUUUACUGGACAAUGACCCACAAAGACACAUGCCUAGUUUCAGUUGGCCCAUCAGUCUGCAGAAGCUGGAUUUAAGCAGGUCACACUCAGGAUGAAUGCUAAUUCAUGGCCUUUUUUGUAUUUAUUGUGUCCUAUUGAUGAGUUCUCAGCACAGGCUGCAAUAGGGAACCCACUUGCUUCAUGAAUUUUUAACAGUCAAUAUGCACUUAUGUGAGGUAGGAAAAUCUAAUGUGUCAGCACAAUCAAAACAAAGGGAGGUGUUGAGCUUAAGAACAACAUCAACUCUGCGUAAGUUUCCUGGGGCUUGAAAAAGGUGAUUUUGAAAUCUGAAGAAAAAAAAGUUGUUGAAAUCUUCCUUUAUUUCCGUAUCAGAAAUCAGGAGAUGGACUCCACCUGGCAGCCUCUAUGGGUCAUUUGUAAUGUAUCCUAAAGCAGCACAUAGCUCUGAGGGGGAGCACAGUCGGUAAUGAGAGCAGCGCCGGCUGUCGUUGGCUCUUCCUGCUUUGCACCAGCUGCUGCAGGAACCUGUUAAGGGGGAUUAUUCAGAAGACAGUAACACUUUUGUGGACAGGUGUUUUUUGUUGUUGUUUUUUUUUAACUUAAGGUCUGUAGACAUUGUGAGUUUGACCUCUGACAAACUGUCUAUGUCAGUCAAACUCAUGCUGCAGCUCUUGUCUUAAUUCUACAUGCUUCAUUAUAGACUGCUUUUCUGUGACAGUAUUUAGGAGUUGCAACUUCCAUUAGAUUCAUGCAGUUUAUCAUUCCAAGAUUAAUCUACACAAAAUCUGUGAAUGUGGAUAUUGUAAGUUUUCACCAAAUUGAUUAGAAAUGUGUAACUGAUAGAGGCUAGAAUCUUUAUUUUGGGUUGAUCAGGUUGUGGAAUAAUGUACAGUCAGGUAAAAAAGGUUCAAGCAAUAAUAGGUUCAAUUAUAAAAAUGAAACCUGCUUCACUGCAUUGACAAAAAAGCAGACCCUUAAAAAUUUUCUACAAGGAAGUCAGGCUCAUUUAUUUCGAAAAGUACCCUCAAAACACUCUCAUUGAUGCAGGGAUCAAUAGCAGCUGGGGUUGCAGACCAACUCUCCAGGUAGAUGCUGUCAAAUCACCCACCACAACAAACACAUUUUGGUUGUGUAACAGUAUCCCUCUGCUAACUCUGUCCCCAUAUUCGACGUCUUCUUCUUUUAUGUAUCUCUCUCUUUGCAUCUGCUGCACCAUUAUGUAACACUUUUUUUUCUGUGUUUGUACUUGCUCAUGUUUCCAUAAUACACAGUGACACUGUGUCUUUUGCAUCCACAGAAAAUGGCAUUAUCAAAUCCGACAAGGUCUAUGAAGUCAUGCUGGCCACAGACCGAGCUCAUUUCUCUAGGUGUAAUCCCUACAUGGACUCUCCACAGUCAAUAGGUAACGUGUGCUCAUGUUAUCACUCACAUCUCACUGCAGAGUCUGAAACACAGUCAGUUACAGUCGGAGGAGUAAACUGAUCAAAAUCUCUGCUUCUUUCUUUUUUUCUUUCUUUUGAUCCAAAAGGAUUUCAAGCUACCAUCAGCGCCCCACACAUGGUAGGACGUGUUUAUUUUUAUUUUUUUUGCUUGUUCCUCACAUGAAAGUGGACAACACAAUUUGUACAUGCACACUACAUUUUCAAAUCAGCACCUCCAUGAUUGGAAAGGAGCAGCAAGAAGAGAACAGAUUCUUCUAUGUGCCUGCCCCUUACUUGAACAGUAAAAACAAAAGAAAAGAUGGUCUGAAGUUGAAUUUGAAUAGCCAACACAAACAACACUUUGAUUAUGACAACAAAACAAUUAAUCAAAACUAAUACAAGAGAAUAAAUCAAAUAAAUUAAUAUAUACUUUUACCAGCUCAAAUCAAAUGAUCAUUAACAUCUUAACUUGAAAGCACACUCAGACAUUUCUGCUUCCUGCGAAGUGUUUUUUGUUUUGCAAAGCUGGCUCCUUUUCAGACCUUCUUCCUGAAUCUUGACUGUUUCAAAACAUUGAAAAUUAAACUUAAAUACCAAAAGACAGAAAAGAUGUAUUGUGAAGUGGGUAAGCUAGCUAGUCAGUAAAAUGUGGGGUUAAUAUGAUUCGCAAACCCUCCAAAUCUGUGUCUCUCCUUUUAGAAACUGUAGUCAUAAAUGUCAAAGGAGACAGUAGUUAUCAAAAUUUACAAUUUUUUUUUUUUUUAUUGAUGUAGAAGAAACUGAGUCUGUUGAACCGGCUCCAGAUGUCUCAUUUUGAGUCACUAAAUUGAGUUAAACUGACUCUAAACAAAAGAGCAGAUCAUAACAGAAGACUCAUAAAAAAUUUUCUUUUUCAAGCUGUUUCUUUGUAGAGUUUGAGGCAUCAAUAAACAUUUUUAUAGAUGUUGAAAGAAUUGAGAUUAUAAAGUGCUGUAAUGUCGUUGGUUUUACUGAAUGGUAGCCAGUGUUAGUGCUGUAGUAAGUAGUAAUGCAGUUUCCCUGUUGAUGUCCUCUUCAUGCAGCACGCUUACGCCCUGGAGCUUCUACACGACCAGCUGUAUGAGGGAGCCAAAGCUCUGGACGUCGGCUCUGGCAGUGGGAUCCUCUGUGCUUGCUUUGCACGAAUGGUGAGCCACUCAUGACGGGUAAUCACACACUUCUCUCUGGUGGUAUCCUGACUGAUCAGACUGGUUUUUAAUCAGCAGUUCUUCAGCAAAUCCACAGAAAAUGAGACCAAAAACUUCCUGAGUGUCACUCUGACUCUUUCUCCUCCUCUUUGCUCUGUGUUUCACAGGUCGGUCCUAAAGGGAAAGUCAUAGGUAUUGAUCACAUUAAAGAGCUGGUAGAUGAUUCUGUAACCAAUGUGAAGAAAGACGACCCCAGUCUGAUAACAUCGGGAAGAAUCAAGCUUCUAGGUAAGGUGCCUUUUCAUGGGUCUCGUCAUAUAAAAAUUCAUUGUUGAACUCAGUCUUUAGUCUGUUGAGUUUAUUUUUAGCGGUGAACUGAACCUACAAAAAAAAAAAAAGCUGAGUGGACUGAGUAGUGCAGCUCUAAAUAAUUGAGCAGUGAGUCCCUCUUUUCACCCUCUUUGCAGGAGGCUGGAAGUGUUUGAUUCACGGCUUCUGUCCUUGUUCUGUUAGAGUUAAUGUCAAAAUGAGGCACGUUUGCUGUUUUUGACAGAUUGUUAGUGUGGGCUGGAAAACAAAGCUGUUCAUAACAGGUCCAAGAGUUCUCUCUUGUGAUCUCUUCUCAGCCCAGGGAAAAUUUUAUUUUGUCAGUUAUUUUGGUCAUGGAUCAUGUAAAAAUAGUCAAACCUUUGCUGGAUACUGUUUAAAAUGAGACAUUGAAUCAGUUUUGAUACAUAAGAAAUAGUAUAAGGCAUACUGCUAUUGAAAAGAAAUUAUAUGAGACAACAAGGAGUGAGUGAACAGUGUAACACAUUUCAUUGACUGUGUGCCAGAUUAUUUAAAACACAAACUGUAAAUAAAAGAGUAAAGAGGCAGAUUUUACUCACUCAGAAGCUACAAACAUGUACUUGUUUUUCACCUCUGUUGUCUCUUUUUUUAUGCAUAUACUAAAGUUACAAUUAAGGCUAAACUGAAUCAAGUUUCAAACAGUUGGAACCUCCUCAUGGAGGUUUUUGUUUUGGUCAGAGAAGAGUCAGUGCAGUCUGGCUUUAAAAAAAGUCCCUGUGCUGGAUAAAUUCUGACUUGGCAAACAUUUUACUCAUAUGACUCUGAAGCAUGCCGUACAUUUUAUUCCAUCAGCCAAAAACACUGACAGCACCAGCAGACUGCAACAGAAACACAAACAAACUUGAGGACCUCUGUAGACUUAAUCUUCGUGAGAUUAGUCUCUAGAGCCCCUUUCACACAUGCACAAAGUUCAAAAAGAAAUUUUCUGUACUUUUGCCGGUGAGCUGUAAGUGUGAGAAGAAGCAGCCAACAAAAACUAUAACUAUAAUUGUUAAUAACUAUACAGAAAAACUAAACUGUGUGUUUGUGUGUGUUUCAGUGGGAGAUGGGCGAUUGGGCCACCCUGAAGAGGCACCAUAUGAUGCCAUCCAUGUUGGUGCAGCAGCACCUACUGUCCCACAAGCUGUGAGUUUGUGCACACUCACAGAGCUGAUGAUGGAGGUCACAUUGUUCUAAUUCACUUGAAUGCCAACGCUUUGAAAAGAGAGAGAGACGAUUUAAUGUGAUUUUCAGUUUGCUGGAUCAAAAUGUCCUUUCAAUCCCGCUGAGCACUCUUUAUUUGUAUCUCUGUGGCUCUUAAUGUUUUUCAGCUGCUGGACCAGUUGAAGCCUGGCGGCCGGCUCAUUCUGCCCGUCGGCCCGUCGGGGGGAAACCAGAUGCUUGAGCAGUACGACAAGAUGGAGGACGGCAGCACCAAAAUGAAACCCUUGAUGGGGGUGAUUUAUGUGCCUUUAACAGACAAAGAAAAGCAGUGGUCCAGGUGGAAGUGACUUCCUUCUCCCCCCUCCUCCCCCUCUCUCCUUCUCACAGUGGCAAAGGUGAAACGGUUUGGCUUGGAGCAGGCAAUGGAUCACAAGGGGCUGCAUUUUGCUGCUUGUUGACAUUUGUUGCUUCUUCCAUACCAUACCGAAAAGCUGCACGUUUCGUUCCUCAUUUUUUAACUCUGUAGUUCCAAUUUGGUUUAAUAAUAGACAUGCCUGACGACUAAAAACUGUAGUUGUUGUUGAAUCUAAAAAAUUAAGUAACUGGAAUAGCAGCUUUUUUAAUACGAGAGCAUGAAAACAUUGUAGUUCAGAUUCUAAUAAUUUAAUAUUAUAACUGUAUGGAAGCCCCUAGAAGCCAGUGAGAAAAAAAAGUAGUGAUUCAUGUUUUACAUCUCAUAUUACCCACAAUCCUGUGUGAAUUAAUUGGUUACAGUCAAAGCGCAUACUGUGUAUUUUUAUUUAUUAUCAUGUGGAACAGAUGGGUGGAGUUUUAGCAGAAGUUUAAAAGUACUAAAGACGCAAAUAUUUUAUUUUACUUUUUUCCCCUGGCUGAUACUUUUUCCUCAUAUCUUUUUAAAGGUAAAAAAAAUCUGAUUUAAAAAAGUGGUCUGUUGAGCAUUUUUUCAUCAAUUUUUUCAUCUUUUUAAACAAAAUGUAGAAAAAAUAAGAAUGUAAAAUCCCCGGAGCAUUUCAUUGAUUUCAAGUUGUUCUUAUUCUUUUUUUUCCCAUCUGUUCAACAAAUAAAAAAAGUUAUUGAGAAAAAAAAUUCUCAUUUCUACCAACUCCUGCGAAGACUUUCAUUAACAUGUAACAAAAAAACGAUGUAGAUGUUUGUCUUUUUCUCUUACCAGAUCUUUUUGCCACCUCUAAGUAAACAUAGAAAACACAACUUUAAAAAAAAACCUCACAGAACACUUUUUAUAUCUGUUGACAUUUUUUUCUCACUAUUUUUUACAAAUAAGAUAAAUAAGUAAAUUAGCAGAAAAGUUCCAGGUGAACUUCAUCCCAUGUUAGCUGGUGAAAAAAAUAUAUGAAAUUUGAAAUUGAUUUUUAAAUAAUGAGCAAUGAAUAAAUAAAACAAAGAAAUUUCCACCGUUUAAGAGUUAAACAAAAAGGGACUUUAUCAGGAUUAACUUUUUGUCCACAUGCUAACUUUUUUUUGGAUUACUUUUUAUUAUGCAAGACAAACUGAAGAACAGCGCUUACCAGACUAUAUCUCAUUGUCUUGAGUGAGAAACAGACUGAUUUUUCCUCUUGUCUCUCUGGGCUUCCGUAUAACCUCCAUUUUUCUGUUUGAGAUGUAGACAGAAACCAGUAACUUUUUGGGUUUGACUGUGAGAACUCUUCUGCAUGUGGUUUCCACUCUUCUUUAAAUCUUGCAUGACCAGAUACCUGGCGUGUUCAUCUCUCAGCUCUCCUAACUGUUUUAACCUCUGUCUCCUCACAGGGAUGAACUCUGAAGAGGAAGACGGUCCAUAACACAUCUUUACGUUUGAACCUGGAGAAAACUCGGAUGGGGUCGGACAGCCCUUGGCAUUUAAACAAAACAUGCUCUUUUUGUUUUAAGUCUACGGUGGACUUGUGUAUCACAUUGAUGACGGCCCAGAGGGGCCAGGGAAGAAAGACUGCUUGAAGCUCAGCUCAGAAAUACUUUUGUUUUUCUUUCCAGGCCUGCAUCUUCUUGGUUGUUUUUUAUUUUCAUCUGCUGGAUUUAUGGUUUUUUUUGUGGUUUCAAUAUAUUUUAAUUGCAAUCAAGCAUUUUUACAGUAUUACAUUUCAGCGGCAUCAAAGCUGAAUGUGUGAGGACUGCCGGACUCCAAUGAGGAAUCUUUCUAAUUCACCUAGCUACAACGCGUGUGUGUGUGCGUGUGUGGAUCAUCCGACUGUAGACUAACAUAUGAGCUUUCUUCCCUUAGCAGCAGUAUUAAAAUCAAUCACACACACUGGCGACACAUGGGCUGAUGUAACACUCAUCCUGUUUGAUGUGCAGCACUCUCACAUCAUUGACACAUAGAGUAAGACGUGGAUCAUGAACAUAUUCCAAAGAGAGCACCGACACACACUCUCACAUAUACAGGGCUGUGCUUCUCACCUGGUGAUGUGUUGCUUUCUGCAGCUGAUUGGUUUUCCAUUUACGAUCUUGCGCAGGCUCUUCUGGUGACUGAUGCUCAAUGCGGUCGUCACUGCUUUGCCAAAAUAAACUCCAACAGUACAAAGCAAAAUGAAUGUCUGUUUUCUUGCAGUAAAAAAAAAGCACAUUUUAUUUUGGAUGAUGAAUGAUAUUUGGCUUUCACGGUGUCUGGAACUCAUAAAAAAUAAAGAGAUGCUUAUGUUUUUGUCUGC